Prorocentrum cordatum is the source of this 1076-nucleotide messenger RNA. The record is from the annotation of a GenBank genome assembly. Lineage: Eukaryota; Dinophyceae; Prorocentrales; Prorocentraceae.
AGCAGACUCUGGCCUCUCAGGGGCGGCAGCGAGCGGGGCCCGCGCUCCUGCCGGGUGCGCGGCGCCCCCCGCCAUGAGCCGCGCGCUCGACUGAGCUGCGCGGGCGCCCCCCGGCGCACCUCGCGCGCGCGGACGCGGCGCGGCGCGGCGGCCAUGGUGAGGGUCAGGCAGGCCGGCGGGCAGGUCUUCGCGAUCGAUCCCGGGGACGGCGAGCGGGUGUUCCAGCUGCGGGAGCGCGUCGCCCAACGCCUGGGCAGGAACAUCAGCGCCGUGCGGCUGGCGCCCGACGCCGAGCGGCUGGAGGUACUCCGGGACGACAUGCUCGUCAGCGAGAUCCCGGGCGGGGUAGACGACUUGAAGGUCUUCUCGCCCAAAGUAUGCUUCCGCGACCAGGAGACGGGGGAGACUCUGGCUGACGUCCAGCUGAUCCCCUCUGGCGCGAAGUCGUCGGCCUGCUGCACCACCAUGUGACGCUCUCGCUGCCCGGCCUCUGACCGCUUGGGGCCUCCCCUCGAUCUCGGCAGCGGGAGUCGGACGGGAGGGCAGGGGGGAGGAGGAGAAGGGGAUCUCGGGAUCGAGCUUGCCACUGCAGUAGGCACUGAGGCCAUUGCACCAGCAGGGCUCGUGAACGUGUCGGGAUGGGUUUGUGCACGGUACAUAGCGUGCAGUCGAAAUAGACACUUCCAAUCUUAUCUUGGUCCUUUGCUGUUUCACUAUCAACUGAAUGCCGUCUUCAUUCGAUUUUCCGACUGCGCCUUUCGACUUGUAGAGUGGGCAACUUUCGAAGCAAGCGGCUCUGUGCAUCGAGUGGAGCUCACUGGACAGCCAGUAGUGGCGACUUGAAAGUAUGCUUGCACCUUGCUUGUGAUAAAAUGAUCAGCCGUAAGCCGAUGUAGACAUCGGUUAGUAUGGCCAGGGAGCCCAUGCUUGACCGAUGUGUUUCUGAGCGGCGUUAGUUGACUUUGACGAGGACGCGCUCAAUUCAUAUUGCCGUGAGCCAGUUGUGCCGCUUCAGCUUGUCUCUACGUUCUUUCCCCUCAAUCCUCGUCCUUCUCUCUGCUGAUGCGCCGUCCUCC